AGUAUUCAAGGAAGAGGUGGAGCCGGCGGGUUUCAGGGAAAUAGAAAUCGGAGUUGUUAUUUUCCACGUUUUUGUUUGUCUGUGGACGUGAAUUUACUGCAAGGUAGCGAAAUUCAGACCUGAAUUGAAAAUACAUGGAUUGUAUUAACGCCAAAUAUGUCUCUCAAAAAAUCAGCAAAACAAGAUGGAGACCGGUCUCUUCUGCAUCCCUACAUCUGCCCGACAUAUUCGCUACAGGGUCAUGGGACAACGAGGAUAACAAAGUUUCAAUCUGGUCUAUUGGAGAGCAUGGAGUCUCUAGCAUGGACGAUGAGUUUGAAGGAGAUCCUCAGUUACUUUGCGACUAUAAGCAUAACGGAGAUGUACUGGACCUUCAAUUUCUGGACCAAGAGAGAAUCGUUACAGCCUCCUCAACUGGAGCAGUGACUAUCUUUCGUCACCAUCAAAAUAGCCAGACCAUGUCUAUGGCACAUCAGUGGGAUAGGGCUCACCACUACCCUUGUGACGAUGCUCCAUGCACAGGGUUGGUAUGCCACAGCCCUGAAAUUGUGACGGUUGGGGAAGAUGGGAGGGUCAAUCUCUUCCGGGCGGACCACAAAGGAAUCCUGCGUACUAUCGAGAAUGCCGACAGCAGUACAAUCCAUGCUGUGACUUUCCUGAGAACAACAGAGGUCCUCACUGUCAAUUCCUUUGGUCAGCUGAAACUGUGGGACCUCAGGCAACAGGGCAAUGAACCCUCACAUAUCCUUUCCCUGACUGGGAAUAGAGUUCCUCUACACUGUGUGGACCGACAUCCCAACCAGCAGCACAUUGUGGCAACGGGGGGGCAGGACGGAAUGCUCUGCCUGUGGGAUGUGAGACAGGGAACUAUGCCCUUGUCCAUGAUGGAGGCACAUUCUGCUGAAAUGUGGGAAGUCCACUUCCAUCCAUCGAACACAGACCAUUUGUUCACGUGCUCAGAGGACGGCUCCUUGUUGCAUUGGGAAAGUUCCACUAGUUCCUCGGUGCCAUCCUUCUUACAAGGUGGUCGAAACACCAGCGUCAUGUCUCGCAGUGCAGUUGCUCCAGGCGAUGGGAACCUGUCCCUGACCAGUGGUUGGUUGAGUGGAGACUCCAGUAAGGGCCAUCUGGAGACUACACACAUGUUGCCAAGCCAGACCCUGUCCGUGAACAGUCUGGAUGUGCUGGACCAGUGUCUUGUCUGUGGAACUGACGGAGAGGCCAUAUACAUCAACAGACAGGUUCCACUGUAGAAUGAAGAGUGCUUCUUGGUGCAAUGGACUUUAAUUCAGCUUAUUUCCUGAGCAGUUUAUAUGACUGUUUUCAUAACUUGUGCAUAAGUUUCUUUUUUUUCCUUUUUUUGGUUGUUCAUUCAGUAUUCAUCUGAUGGACAUGGUCAAAGACCCAUAAAAAAUGUUUGUCAUUAUGUUGCAAUGUUUGGAAUAAUUUUGAUAUACAAUGUAAAGACUUCAGUAUUGUUAUGUUUUCAAAGCAGAUGGAAAAACAAAAAUCCUGAAAAGCUACAUUCACAGUCAUGUUUGAUGAUUUAUGUUUCAUUCAUCUCCUUACUAGAGAAAUAAAUAUUUUAAUAUGUUCA
Anguilla rostrata (American eel) is the source of this 1597-nucleotide messenger RNA. It is a transcript of the gene nup43, whose product is annotated as nucleoporin 43. Gene Ontology annotation, molecular function: protein binding. The transcript is spliced from 8 exons. NCBI's taxonomy places the organism in Eukaryota, Metazoa, Chordata, Actinopteri, Anguilliformes, Anguillidae. The record is from RefSeq and is a predicted model, not a curated record. Bases 135 to 1253 code for a protein of 372 amino acids. Gene Ontology annotation, cellular component: nuclear pore outer ring.